This is a messenger RNA of Penicillium waksmanii, 1905 nucleotides long. Its product is annotated as 5'-methylthioadenosine/S-adenosylhomocysteine nucleosidase family protein. Gene Ontology annotation, molecular function: ADP binding; catalytic activity. The record is from RefSeq and is a predicted model, not a curated record. The transcript is spliced from 3 exons. Gene Ontology annotation, biological process: nucleoside metabolic process. NCBI's taxonomy places the organism in Eukaryota, Fungi, Ascomycota, Eurotiomycetes, Eurotiales, Aspergillaceae. Bases 1 to 1905 code for a protein of 634 amino acids.
AUGAUGUCCCCAGAUGACUACACCGUCGGAUGGAUCUGCGCCCUCCCUUUGGAGAUGGCUGCAGCAAGACGUGUUUUGGAUGCGACUCAUCCUCCACUUCGCACACCUCGCCACGACCAGAAUUGCUACCAGCUAGGUGAAAUUAAUGGUCAUAAUGUUGUUAUCGCAUCCCUGCCAGCAGGGAUUUAUGGAACGACCUCUGCAGCAGUCGUCGCUACCCAUAUGUGCGUAGCAUUUCCCGCCAUCCGGAUCGGGCUUAUGGUAGGCAUCGGAGGCGGUGUUCCAUCACUCGGUACAGAUAUCAGGCUUGGCGAUGUUGUCGUCAGUCAGCCGCAAGGACAAUUUCCCGGUGUUGUUCAGUAUGAUACCGGUAAAACAAUGUCGUCUGAUCAAUUCGAGCGUACCGGGACAUUGAAUAUGCCUCCAGCUGAGCUUCUCACAGCACUGGCAAAGGUUCAAGCAACCCGUAUGGUAGAAGGCAGCGAGCGAUUUCAGUCAUAUAUCUCAAAGGCAGUGGCUACAGAGACGCAAGCAAGUCCAGAUUCUUUCCACAGGCCAGCGGAGGGACACGAUCACCUUUAUGAUGCUAGUUACACUCAUGAAAAUUCCGCCAGUGACCGCGCCAACUGCGAUGAAUGCGACCGUACCAGAAUCGUAGCCAGGCGGCCACGGACCUCGGAAGAACCUCGUAUACACUAUGGAACCAUUGGGUCGGGCAAUCAAGUCAUGAAGGAUGCCCAAGCUCGAGAUCAACUUGCUGGUCAACUCGGCAUCUUAUGUUUCGAAAUGGAGGCUGCCGGUUUGAUGAACCAUUUUCCGUCCUUGGUAGUGCGUGGCAUUUGUGAUUAUGCAGACUCACACAAGAAUAAAGAAUGGCAAAGAUACGCGGCUCUGGCAGCAGCAGCUUUUGCUAAAGAGCUUUUAUGUGAAGUGCCAGUACAUGCAUACAAUGAUGGUAUCACUUUUGGCAAUGGUUCAUUCACGGACGAUGAAUUCGAUGUUCGAUUCAGAUCAAUCGACAUGCCUCCUGUUCGUCAUUUUGUUGGCAGAGAAGCGGAGAUGGCUCAAAUAAAACAGGUUCUCCAGCCUGACAGCGCAAAGCAGACUGUUAUUCUCCUUGGUAUUUCGGGGAUCGGCAAAACGCAAAUUGCUCUGGCAUACAUCAUGCAAAAUUUGCACAACUACUCCGCCAUAUUCUGGCUCGAUGCCUCUGAUGAAUACCGUCUCGCCUGUAGCUUUCUGGAAAUGGCAGAUCGCAUAACCAAAGAUCAUGACUCCUUAUCUGCCCUUCAGAAAAUCGUUUACUCGCGCAAUGCCACUGCCGCUGUUCCCGCAAUCAAAAGAUGGCUUAGCUUAUCAGGCAAUGACAAGUGGCUCCUGGUGUAUGACUGCUAUGAGGUUGAUGGUAUAGCCGACGCCGAUGACCAAUCUGAUGCAUGUGGCCUUACGAGAUUUUUUCCAGAUGUACAGCAAGGGCAUAUAAUAAUUACCACGACAAAUCCAGGCGUGAAUCUGGGAACCGAAGUACCAGUGAAAAAGCUUCGUAACACGGAGCAGAGUCUUGAGAUAUUGUCUCGAACUUCAGAGAGACCAGAUCUAGGCAAAGAGCCGUAUGCUCAUGACCUAAUCAAGGAAUUGGAUGGAUUCCCACAGGCCCUUUCCAGUGUUGGAGCCUACAUCAAGAACAGUAAUAUCAGCUGCCGUGACUACCUGGAAAUUUAUCAGGCUCAGUGGUCGGAGCAGGUGCCGGAGAAUCCCCCGCCAACAUUUCCAGUACAUGUCGCAUGGGAGAUCACCAUGAAAGAAAUCAAUCGCAAAAAUCCAAAUGCAGCAUAUCUAGCGAAUUACUGGUGCAUUUUCAGUAACCAGGAUAUUUGGGCUGCACUUCUACGACGUGGGGGGUAG